AUGCUUUGCCCAAAAAAAAAAGUCUCCCGCACCGUCGCCACAGAUCAAACCCCAAACCCCUCUUCCCCGCCCCCGACGCGCCGACACCGGACGCCGCAGCUCCUCCAGGAGCCGCCCGUCGACGGGGAGGCGCUGAGCCGGCGCUCCACUAGCCGAACCCAAGGUAACGAGCCCUCCCUCCUCCCUCCCAAACCUAGCCCGGCCUCUCCGAUUCGACCCACAUUGGGCGGGUGCCAACUAAUUCCUCCCCGCUCUUCCGCGACCCGAGCUGCAGCCAUGGAGAGCCCGGGCGGUGGCGCCGAGGCGCGCGCGCGCUCGAGGCAGUACGACUACGGCGCCAACUCCAACCUCGUCGUCAACACCGGCUCGCGCCCCCGCGACGCGCACCACGAGCCCACCGGCGAGCCGCAGACGCUCAGCGGCAGGAUCCGCGCGAGGAGCUUCGGCGACCGCGCCGUCCGGACCAGGCCUCCCGGGCUAGAGGAGAAGCGAGGCAGGUCCCGCGGGAAGAAGGCGCGCGACGCGGCCUCCGCCGACCUCCCCCACCGGGACGCCAAGCGCAUGCGCCGCGGCUCCGUGCGGCCAGAGGACAGCGUGCUCUCGCUCGCCCACGACGCCCUCUACAUGCCCCGGACCAGGGAGACGCGCACCGCCUACGAGGCGCUGCUCAGCGUCAUCCAGCGGCAGCUCGGCGGGCAGCCCCUCGACGUGCUUGCGGAUGCCGCGGACGAGGUGCUUGCCGCUCUCAAGGACGACAGGGUCUGGAACCCUGACAAGAAGAAGGUGAUACAGAAGCUCAUCAACCCUGUCUCGGAUCAGAUGUUCGGCCAGCUCGUCUCCAUUGGGAAGCUCAUCACGGAUUUCCAUGAUGCGGCCGGCGAUUCUGCCGGUGUGCCUUCUGCUGAUGGCACAGACAUGCCACUCGAUGAUGAUAUUGGCAUUACUGUUGAGUUCGAAGAUGAUGAGGAUGAGGAGAGUAACAUUUAUCAGGUGCAAGAUGAGCUGGAUGAUGAGAAUGAAGAUGACCUUGUCGAGUUGAACGUUCCUGGAACUAUGCAAACGGAUGGUGAGUUGUAUGACGAUGAUAUGCAGAGCUGCAACAAGGGUCUGACUUUAGACGUGCAAGAUAUUGAUGCUUACUGGCUUCAGAGGAAGAUAUCACAAGCAUAUGAAAAUAUUGACCCCCAGCAUAGCCAGAAGCUUGCCGAGGAGAUCUUGAAGGUGAUCGCCGAGGGUGAUGACAGAGAUGUCGAGAAUCGGCUUGUCACGCUGCUGGACCACGAGAAUUUUGAUCUCAUUAAAUUGCUGCUUCACAACCGACUCAAGAUAGUUUGGUGUACCUUCUUAGCCAGGGCUGAAGAUCAGGAACAGCGGAAGAAGAUAGCCGAAGAGAUGAUGAGUGACCCAAGAUUAGCUCCAAUUUUGGAGCAGCUACAUUCAACGAGAGCAUCUGCAAAGGAGAGGCAGAAGAAUCUGGAGAGAAGUAUCAGGGAUGAGGCUAAGAGGCUCCUCAACAAUGACAGUGCUGGUACUGAUGGUGCGAGAGAUAGUAAGGCAGUUGAUCGGUAUAUCGAAAGUGGAUGGUUGAAAGGCCAGAGGCAGUUGCUUGAUCUUGAUAACCUUUCUUUCCACCAAGGCAGUCUCUUGAUGUCCAACAAAAAAUGUGAACUUCCUCCAGGAUCAUUCAGAACCCCUCAGAGGGGUUAUGAGGAAGUCCAUGUGCCAGCGCUGCGACCUCUGCCAUAUGAAUCUGCAGAGAGGAUCGUGAAGAUAUCUGAUAUGCCAGAGUGGGCCCGACCAGCUUUUGCUGGGAUGACGCAACUUAACAGAGUUCAGAGCAAGGUUUAUGAUACUGCCCUUUACAAACCAGAUAACAUCCUUCUCUGUGCUCCAACGGGUGCUGGGAAAACCAAUGUGGCUGUGCUUACAAUUCUUCAGCAGAUUGGUUUGCAUAUGAAGGAUGGUGAAUUUGAUAAUACAAAGUACAAAAUUGUCUAUGUGGCCCCGAUGAAAGCUUUGGUUGCUGAAGUUGUUGGAAAUUUGUCAGCGCGGCUGAAAGAGUACAAUGUCACUGUUAGUGAGCUUAGUGGAGAUCAGAACCUGACCAAACAACAGAUUGAUGAGACACAGAUAAUUGUCACUACAACUGAGAAAUGGGAUAUUGUCACAAGGAAAUCAAGUGAUAGAAUCUAUACUCAAAUGGUAAAGCUUCUAAUCAUUGAUGAGAUCCAUCUACUCCAUGAUAACAGAGGGCCUGUUCUGGAGAGUAUUGUUUCUAGAACAGUACGGCAGAUUGAAACGACCAAGGAACAUAUCCGCCUAGUUGGCCUCUCUGCAACUCUCCCAAAUUAUGAAGAUAUUGCGGUAUUCUUGCGUGUUCGCUCAGACGGUCUCUUCCAUUUUGAUAACAGUUACCGACCUUGCCCUCUAGCUCAACAGUACAUCGGGAUCACAGCGAAGAAGCCACUGCAGAGGUUUCAGUUGAUGAAUGAGAUUUGUUAUGAGAAGGUUAUGGCUGCUGCUGGUAAGCACCAAGUGCUUAUAUUUGUGCACUCGAGGAAGGAGACAGCGCAAACUGCUCGUGCCAUCAGAGACACUGCGUUGGCUAAUGACGUGUUGCCUCGCUUUCUGAAGGAUGACAGUGCAAGUCAAGAGAUCCUUUGUGCUCAUGCAGAACUUGUCAAAAGUAGUGACCUUAAAGACCUUUUGCCAUAUGGGUUUGCUAUUCAUCAUGCUGGGUUGGCAAGGGUAGACCGUGAACUUGUUGAGAAACUUUUUGUUGAUAAGCAUAUACAGGUCCUUAUUUCGACAGCCACCCUCGCAUGGGGUGUCAAUCUACCUGCGCACACUGUUAUUAUAAAGGGUACCCAGAUUUACAAUUCAGAAAAGGGCGCUUGGACAGAACUAAGUCCACUGGAUGUCAUGCAGAUGCUUGGUCGUGCAGGCAGGCCUCAGUAUGACACACAUGGAGAGGGUAUAAUCUUAACAAGCCACAGUGAAUUGCAAUACUACCUGUCUCUUAUGAAUCAACAGCUGCCUAUUGAGAGUCAGUUUAUAUCCAAACUGGCCGAUCAGUUAAAUGCAGAGAUUGUUUUAGGAACUAUUCAGAAUGCCCAGGAGGCAUGCUCGUGGCUUGGAAUACACUUACCUCUACAUCCGGAGCACCGGAUGCUCCGGAAUCCAACAUUGUAUGGCCUACCUUAA
Messenger RNA from Triticum turgidum subsp. durum (durum wheat), 3204 nucleotides. Lineage: Eukaryota; Viridiplantae; Streptophyta; Magnoliopsida; Poales; Poaceae. The record is from the annotation of a GenBank genome assembly.